AUGUCCGCCUACGUCCUCCCCUUCGAUCCCCAAUCACCCACAACCACCGCCACCGGCGUCGACCCAGCCCAGCUCUGGUCUCUGACGCCCCAGGGCGAGAAACCAGCGAAGGCAGGCACCACUCGCACGUUCUUCAACACCCCAGCAUCGAAGGUGACGACGCUUGCGACGCUUGGGGAGGGUUUUGCGGCGAAGAAGGCGGGUGUGAAAAGGGAGAUUGUUAGGAAAUCGGUGGGGAAUGCUGUCAAGGAGUUGAAGGGCUAUGAGGGGCUCAAGGACGUCGCUAUCGAUGCCUCGGCGGACCCGCAUGCUGCUGCCGUCGCUGCCCACCUAGCACUCUACAAGUUCACCCUCAAAACAUCCCCGCCCUCACGAUUCAAUCCCAACCUGGCCGAACCGAUCCCGGAGAAACUCACGUUCACACCUCUCCAAGAAUCCAAGGAAUGGGACCGUGGUGUCGUCUACGCCCAAUCCCAGAACCUUGCCCGCACGCUCAUGGAGCUGCCUGCGAACAUGAUGACACCCACAGCUUUCUGCGACCGCGUCAAGAAAGAGUUUGAGGAGAUUCCGAACGUUGAGAUCAUUGUUCGUGACGAAGUAUGGGCCGCUGAGAAGAACAUGAACGUCUUCCUCUCUGUCACACACGGAACGUCCGAACCAGCCAAGUUCCUCGAAAUCCACUACAAGGGCGCCGCGAAUAAGGACGAGCAGCCGCUCGCGUUCGUGGGCAAGGGUAUCACGUUCGACUCUGGAGGGAUCAGCUUGAAGCCCGGUGCGGGCAUGAAGCUCAUGCGAGGAGAUAUGGGCGGUGCUGCGACCGUCGUCUCAGCUGCACUUGCCAUCGCAAAGCUCCAACUCCCCGUCAACCUCGUCGUCAGCACACCGCUAACGGAGAACAUGCCGGGGCCGAGUGCGACUAAGCCUGGGGAUAUCGUCUACGCGAUGAACGGCAAGUCCGUCGAGGUCGACAACACGGACGCCGAGGGCCGGCUCGUCCUCUCCGAUGCGAUAUACUACACUGCGACCGAGUACAAGCCGCACACGCUUAUUGACGUCGCUACGCUUACUGGCGCGGUGGUCAUCGCCCUAGGCGAAGUCUACUCGGGCGUCUUCUCAACCUCGGACGAGCUCUGGGAGCAGCUGCACGGCGCAGGCGAGAGCGAGUACGACCGCUUCUGGCGCAUGCCGCUCGACGAGGACUUUGGGCCGCAGAUUUAUUCGUCGAACGCUGACUUGCAGAAUACCGGAGGCAGACCAGCAGGCUCGUGCACCGCCGCCCUCUUCCUCAAGCCUUUCGCGGAGGGCAGCGAGGGCAAAGACGGCGAGGACCCGACGAUGAAGUGGGCCCAUAUCGAUAUUGCGGGCAGCAUGGAGGCUACGCGGCCUACGCCGUACCAGGAGAAGGGAAUGACGGGUCGUCCUGUUCGGGCCCUGGUGGAGUAUGUUCGUCGUCUUUCGAACGCCUAG
Molecule: messenger RNA, 1467 nt
Organism: Cyclocybe aegerita
Lineage: Eukaryota; Fungi; Basidiomycota; Agaricomycetes; Agaricales; Hemipholiotaceae
Source: the annotation of a GenBank genome assembly